Spodoptera frugiperda (fall armyworm) is the source of this 2333-nucleotide messenger RNA. RefSeq names its product copper chaperone for superoxide dismutase-like. Gene Ontology annotation, molecular function: copper ion binding. The coding region runs from base 134 to 1003 and encodes 289 amino acids. Gene Ontology annotation, biological process: removal of superoxide radicals. The transcript has 6 exons. NCBI's taxonomy places the organism in Eukaryota, Metazoa, Arthropoda, Insecta, Lepidoptera, Noctuidae. The record is from RefSeq and is a predicted model, not a curated record.
CGUCAUUGUCAAGGUGCACGUCGAUUUGUUUUUAUUCGAGAAAAAUACCGAUUGCUGAUAAAAACGGCAUUGUAAUUCAAUAUUCUCGAAUAAUUAUAACUUUAUAUAGUAUUCUAAGUAUUUCUGCACCAAGAUGUUGAUGUCCAAGCUGGAAGUCCUAGUAGACUUCGGUCCGAAGCCAGACGAAGUUGUCCUAAACAAGACCCUCGCAGAACUGAAGUCCCAAGAAGGAGUCAAAGAUGCUGUGUACAAGGAAGGCGCUAUAUUAGUAGAGACUGCACUACCAAGCACACAAGUACUGGAGAUGGUCUCCAAAACUUCUGGCAAACGAGCUGUGUUACAGGGCUUUGGAGAAACCCAAUCAGCAGUAGCGAUGAUAUCAAGCCAAUCAUGCUGCAAGAUUAAGAGGCAGGUGCUGGGAGUGAUCAGGUUCCAGCAGACGGAGGAAGGUGCUCUGGUGGCUGAUGGCAGCAUCGACGGGCUGCCGGCAGGCAUGCAUGGUGUGCACGUGCAUACUGCUGGGGAUUUGAGCCAGGGUUGCAAAUCUAUAGGGGAGCACUUCAAUCCGUGCGGGGCCCCGCACGGUGGUCCCGAAGACCCUAAGGACAGGCGCCACGCUGGUGAUCUUGGCAACAUCAUCGCUGAUGAGAAUGGACGCGCUACCUUCAGAAUAGUCGAUAAUGUACUAAAGGUAUGGGAUAUAAUCGGCCGAUCAGUGGCUGUGACUGAAAGAAAGGACGAUCUCGGACGAGGUUGUUCACCCUCUUCGAAGAUAGAUGGUGAUAGUGGGACACCGAUAGCCUGCGGCAUCAUAGCACGUUCAGCAGGAGUGUUCCAAAACCCGAAGCGUAUAUGCGCUUGCGACGGUGUCGUCGUGUGGGACGAGAGGGACCGCCCUCUAGCCGGCAAGGGCAGAAGAGAGGAGAAACAAGAGAAGCAAGAGAGGAGAUGUUGCCAGAAUCAUAGUAAUAACGCUAAUGUUAAUCCUUGUUGUAAGGUUUAGAUUUAAUAGUACGGCUUCGCAGGUAACCGGUGUGAAACGCUAAAAACUUUGGGUGCAGUGAAAGCACUCGAAACCCCCUUUUUGCAGCUCCAAUGCCUUUCAUUCUUAAAUUCCCAAGCUUUGAAUGCCUUACCCCUAAAUAGGCAGGCUACGCACUUGUGAUUCUCUAGUGUUGCCUGUGUUUAUGGGCGGCGGUGAUUGCUUACUAUCAUGUGAUCCGUCUACUCGUUCGCAUCCAAAAAAUAUGGGAAGUCAUCAAAUGUCUCCUCCUGUUCUGGGUGAGGCGAGAAUAUUUGGCUCUUACUGACUAAAUACCACCCCGAUUCUACUCCUGCUUUGAACGACUGAAACUAUGCCUCCGUUGUUAAGGUUACCGGAGGCCUAAUCCCGCUAGGACUAAUCACAGCACAUGACAGAAGUCGUAUGUCGACGAGCAAAAAAAUCAAUCGUCAUAAAUCUUACAUCGCACAUACGAAGUUUACAUGCGAAUAAACAUGGGUAGUUGGGCAGAAAGCCCGCCAUCCUUUUCUUAGGGAACUUUACUCUCUGUUCCCUAUAAUUCUGGUAAAAACGCUUUUUUUAUCAGAUUUUUUCCCAGACGCAUAUUACAGUGGCAUUUCAUGCACACCCACAUUUCACAAUUUAUUUAUAAGGCCCAUGUAAUAGGGGGUGAGUCUAUUGCCAUAUACUGGACACAAUUCCAGACUCCGUGCUACUACUGAGAAAUUUUCGAAAAACCGAAGCGCUUUUUAUUCUCAAAUGCUAUAAUAAGAAACUUUGAUUGCCCCACAUUGAUUUAUUUCACGCCGGUGUACUGAGAUAGGUUUUAUUUGUUUAUAAGGGGUGACGGGUGAGAUACCUUCAAUAUUUGAGGACGUGAUAGUGUGCGAACAUAUAUUAUGAAAUAAAAUAACAUAACAAUUAAAUAUUAAAUAACUUCUUAGUAAACUUCGUACAAAGUACACCGAGAGUCCAGUAUUUAUUUAUUUAACUGCGGAAUACUUGGACACCGCGCGGACGCACGGGUCGCGCAGCGCGCUAUCAACACAGAAUACAUAGGUACUAACACUGUACAGCUGUUACCUACCUACAUCGAGACCUAUCCAAAUUUCACUUAUUUUUAGAGACAUUUCGAUAAGAAAUUAAGUACCUAUUUUUUUAUACCAAGUUAACGAGAAUCGAGUACCCAGUGCUCUCCAUAAGUAUUGAACGUAUCUCACCAGUCAUACGGUAUAAGUACAUAUAUUGUUUUAAGUACCUAAUUAUGGGAAGGUAAUUAUAAGUUAUUUCUGUAUUGAUUUAAAUAAUAAAUAAUGUUGUUAUUGUUGAA